ACCCCCUUACCGGUUCGAGCUCGCCGAUAUGUAGUCUUCCCUGCUCGGUCGCGACUCGGUUACUGCAACCACAUCCCACUCUUGCCUUUUACACCUAUAUACGCACGUGCUCGCCAAAGACACGCGCGACUUCUCAUCCAUAGUGUGUGGGUGUCCAAGUGCAUACGCGUGUGCCAAAGGCCGAUUUUUCAUUUAUUUUUUGGUUUCAUCAAAGUGGGAAGCUACCGAUCGAUCGGCCGAUUUGCCGCUCGUGUGCACGUACGAUAGUGUGUGAUUUUGAGUUUCGGUCGGAAGAAGAGACCGAGGCCUCGUGCGGUUAUUUUCGCGCAGCCUCAACCUUGCACGAGAAUACAUUACUGCAGCGGAGGCAAGUCGGUGGUGCACCUUUUUUUUCCCCCCUUGGCGAACCAACGCACCGAGGGAUUCGCUCUGCCGCGGGGGCUUCUUUUUUCUUCUGUCCCUCUGUACAUGUACAUAUAUACAUUGAAGCAUCAGCAGCCCGAAACUCGAGAGUAUGGACUCGACGCAGGAGAAAAAGAAGGUCGAGGAGGGCGAGGCCAACAGACCAAGGAUCGAAAACUUUGACGACAUCCUGCCCUACAUCGGCGAGGCUGGCCGCUACCAGUGGUUCCUCUUCGUACUCCUCCUACCCUUCACCUUCGUCUACGCCUUCCUCUACUUUGCCCAAUUCUUCAUCACCCUCGUACCCGAGGAGUACUGGUGCAGGGUACCCGAAUUCGACAACACGAACUUCACGGAUGCACAAAAGAUCAUGUUAUCGAUACCACCGCCGGAUUCUACAGAAAAAAACUCUGAAUCCAAUUUCUCAUUCUCAAGAUGUAACAUGUACGUUACUAAUUACACGGAAGUGUUGUUGAAAAACAUGACCCACGCCAACCCCCAGUGGCCGGUCAGCACGUGUAAAUACGGCUACAACUUCAACAUGAGCAACGUGCCCUACAUGUCCAUCGCUGCUGAGGAAGAAUGGGUGUGCGGAAAAGCGUUCCUCGGCUCAGCAGCUCAAUCGGCCUUUUUCGCGGGCAGUAUAAUCGGCGGUCUGAUAUUCGGCUACAUAGCCGACCACUACGGCAGAUUACCAGCUCUGGUCGCCUGCAACAGCGUCGGUUUCUUUGCCUCGAUCGCCACCGCCUUGUGCACGGAAUUCUGGUCCUUUGCACUGGCCCGAUUUGUCGUGGGCACUUCCUUCGACAAUUGCUUCAACAUCAUCUUCAUCAUCGUGAUCGAAUACGUGGGGCCAAAGUACCGAACGCUAAUGGCAAACAUGUCCUUUGGCAUCUACUUCGCCAUCGCGUCCGGCAUACUGCCCUGGAUCGCCUACUGGGUCAGGGACUGGAAGAUGCUGAGCGUACUGAGCGCGCUGCCGCUCGUCGUGGCCUUCGUCACCCCCUGGAUCGUCCCCGAGAGUGCCAGGUACGUCGUGAAUUGGCCAUUUUUUACGCCAACGUGACAAUAAAUGCUAAUUUAACACUCUAUAUUUACCAAUAACAAUUGUUUAAACAAUACAGUUGGAUUAUAUCCCAGUAUUCGCAAAAUAGUCACUUUGGACACCCAUUUAAUAGUAAUGAUGAUAAUAAUAAUAAUAAUAAUGAUAAUGAUCAUAGAAAUCAAUGUUACAUUUUGUCUCAUCCACAGGCUCCUGAUAGUUUUGGUGUUCGACGGCCACGUGUGGAACAUGAAGCUCCUGCACUCGGACGUUUUCACGUCGUUCUCCAUCGCCUCGAUGACUGAGCUACCAGCCGCCAUAAUAUUGGCCCUGUUUUUGGACAGGUGGGGCAGACGCUGGAUGGGCUUUGCCUCCAUGCUCCUGUGCGGCGUUUUCUCCUUCAUCGCCAUUGGACAAGAUAAAGGUGUGCCGGCCAUGACGAUGGCCAUUAUCGCUCGCCUCGGCGUCAACAUAGCCGCCAAUAUCGGCUUCCAAUACGCCGCGGAGAUGCUACCGACCGUGGUCCGGGCUCAGGGCGUCUCGUUGAUCCACAUCAUCGGGUACUUUGCCCACAUCAUCGGGCCCUACAUCGUCUACCUGGCCAAUACCCACGAGGCGCUGCCUCUGAUAACUCUCGGGGUGCUGUCGCUGCUCGACGCGGCCCUCACCCUGACGCUACCCGAGACGAUAGACCAGGAGCUACCGGAGUCACUCGAGGAGGGCAACGUGUUCGGCAAGGAGCAGAGCUUCUGGUGGAUCCCUUGCGUAAAAGCGAGUCCGGAAAAGAAGAAAAAGUACAGGAAAAAACUGGGCGCGGUGAACGCCGGCUUCAACCCCGGCAGUUUGCAGAGGGUCGAGUCGACGAGAUUAUAACACAUUUCCUGGCUAAACACCUAUAUUAAUUCGACCUUUGUCGCGACCCAUUGUAAAUAUAUAUAGCUUGCGACGAGGUGUCCUUGCAAUCGAAGGUGGAUGGCGUCGAUGGGACAAAAAAAAAAGAGAAUUUUUCCUUUCUCCACUGCCCGGUGCGUGAUUAUUACGGACAGAGAACGGGAGUACAAGAAUGAGAGGACCGCGCAAGUAAAGAAAACAGUGGUGCGUACAUCGAGAGAGAGGGAGAGGAAGGAUCAAUCGACGCGCUGUGAUUAGUAGUGUAUACGUUGUUUGUUUAGCGAGAUGUAUUAUGCGAGUGCAGGGUGAAACGCGUGGGUGUGCAUGUGUGUGUCGUUACAAAAGAGCGAAAACUUGAAGUAGUGAAAUCAAUGAUUUUGCAAAUGCAUACGUAUAUAUUCCUCUAGAUAGUUGAUUUUCAAUUUUCGUGUAGACUACAGCCGGUUACCGGCACUGGUGCUCUGUAUGUGUUGGUUUUUUUUUUUUUUUUUUUUUUUUCCAAGUGAUGACAACAACAUUCCAAAACUAUGUAGUUGGUGAUGCCGGCUAAACUCGGCCGGGUUCGUGGCGAAGAAGAAAAGAGAGAAAGCGCGAAUCAUCGAUUUGUUUUAUGUUUGUGCGGUGUUUUUCUUAGAGUACUUAUGCCCCCGAGCCCCUUUUGCGCGUGAAGCUGUAGCCAAUUUAUUAUAUUAUGAUUAACAUUGUUAUCAUCGUUAUACAUAUAUAAUGUACGUGUAAGUAGAUGAAGUUUGUGCCUUGAACGUAUUUUUGUAUCUUGGAACGUAAGUAUUAUUGUCCGAUGUUUUGUCGGCUUAUUUAAAAUAUAUCAUCAUCGUGGAUGUCGAUAUUGAAAUUUAUUAGUUGUAAAGUCAAAAAUUGUUUCAUUGCGUAGAGCAGAGUUGCAUGUGGAAUGUAUUAAUGGUAUGCUGAAAAAAGAAAAAAAAAAGAAGAGACGAGGUCUCGUCACAGCAUAUUUAAAUGGAUUAAUUUCACAAAUAAGUGGUAACGAAGUAACGCGUACAUGUAUUAGCGAGUAAACUUUGUACAGUCGCGUGUCUUUCUAAAUUUCUACGUGUCUUGAAUGAGAUGUGUGUACCAGUGGUAUUAUUAACGAUGAUAAUGUUGAUACAGUUCUAGACACGUUACAUAAUAAGAAAAAUACUAUUAAUAUUAUUUAAAAUAUCA
Copidosoma floridanum is the source of this 3520-nucleotide messenger RNA. RefSeq names its product organic cation transporter protein-like. Gene Ontology annotation, biological process: transmembrane transport. The record is from RefSeq and is a predicted model, not a curated record. Gene Ontology annotation, cellular component: membrane. Lineage: Eukaryota; Metazoa; Arthropoda; Insecta; Hymenoptera; Encyrtidae. Gene Ontology annotation, molecular function: transmembrane transporter activity.